Blastocystis hominis is the source of this 2046-nucleotide messenger RNA. RefSeq lists its product as hypothetical. The transcript has 3 exons. The record is from RefSeq and is a predicted model, not a curated record. The coding region runs from base 265 to 2046 and encodes 593 amino acids. Lineage: Eukaryota; Bigyra; Opalinata; Blastocystidae.
UCCUAUCUGCGAGAUGCAAUGAAAAACGUGACGAUGAUUUCACUAACCUCCAUUUCCAUGAUGAUCAACACGCUUCCUUCGAUCUCUCAGGCCUAUGUCGUACUGUCCUUUACUUUCUCCGUGACUUAGAAUACUUGUUUUUCCUGUCUAUGUCAAAGCGUUCCAUUUGCUCUGGUUAUACCGUUUUCGAAUAUCAUUGGUCCAGUCAUCACAACGGAAAGUCGCUACAAGAAACUGCUUCCUUCUUCCCACACAGCCAACUGUAUGACCUAUAUCGUGCUGGAUAUUCGAAAAGAAGUCGCUGCGCGGAACGAUUUUGUCAGUGUAGUGGAUGGCUGUGUGGAAGCCACUCUCUACUCGACUCUCUCCGCCGAUCAGACGACGCGGAUCCAUUACAUCCACGUGCCCUACAGUUCAGGAAACACCGAGGGAAAUGUGUAUCAGCAGAUGUGCUCUGCGUACCAGGACCCAAUCAUCAUUCUCUCCGACUCUGAAAACGAAGCCAGUCUGGUUUCGCUUGUUUUCCAAAAGGCGCAGCGAUCGUUCGUGUCGAUUGCGAUGAAUGAGAAAGACUCGAAGACCGACUUCCCGAAACUGCUGGACAUUCUGCUAUCGAACGACUACCAGACUCCCAAAAACUCGAUCAAACCGCUUCGAGGGUUGUUGGGUGGCUGGACUUGGUGGCGAAGCUGGAAGCAGCGCAGCGAUACCAACACGUCAUCGAGCGAUUAUUACAAGAGUGCCAGUGCUGAAGAGGAAAAGGUGGUGUUGGUCGCUCCGUCGCGGAAGGAAGACGCGUCGUUCAUUGAAGACUCGCAUUCGAAGAAGUAUUUUGAAGCGAUUCACAACUGUCUGGACGGAAUGAUGGCCGAAAUCGACCGCAGCUCGAUCGGUACGCAGAUCGCUGCGCAGCUGAUAACGAUCGUGAAUUCGCUGCUUUAUACCCAUUUGGUGAGGGUUCUUUCGGAGAGCGAAAUCGGCCAGGAUUUUGCGGAGAUCGAGGCGCUUCAAUUGGCGGUGAAAACGGAUGAAAGUUUGGGUCGUUCGGAUGCUUUGAAGGGAACGUAUUUGAUGAUUCUGACGAGGAAGAAUAUGUUGUUGGUGACCGCUGCGGUGGUUGAAGUGGGCAAAACAGAAGAGAGUCAGAAGGUGGAGGAAAGGAUUGAAGAGGAGGAACAGGAGGAACAAGAGGAGGAAGAACAAGAGGAGGAGGAAGAGGAGGAAGAGGAAGAAGAACAAGAGGAGCAGGAAGAAGAAGAAGAGGAGGAGGAAGAGGAGGAAGAAGAAGAGGAGAUUGAGGAUAAAUGUGAAUGUGAAUGCGAAAAUGAAAAUGAAUGUGUCACUGAUAUCAAAAAGGAAAGGACGGAUGAGGACAAAACAAGCUGCGAGGAUGAAAACGAACAAGAAAAUACUACAAGUGACGGCACAGCAAGCGAAGAACAUGAAAGAGAGAAAACCGAAAAUGAAUCUCUUGAAUCUCCCCAAGAGACCAAUCCCGCCGAUUCAUCAGAAAUCACCACCGAAACGACGAGUGAAAACGACGAUCCAAACUCCGCCGACCCCUCAAACACCAACGAAACAAAAACUCCAUUCAUGGAAUCAACAGACAUCCUUCCAUCGCAACAAUCGAUUUCCUUAGAAGAAGAAGAAGAAGAAGAAGAAGGAAUGAAUGCCGAAGAAGACAGUUUGGAUGUGGACGAGCAGCGAGAAAUGGAGAUCGUUUCCCGAAUCGUGGAGUCGCUGGAAAGGUUUGGAUCCUGUAGCGUGGACGAGGCGAAAGAAAUCGAUUGGAAUCACUGCGAGUCGUAUGUGGUGAAAGGCGUGAUCCCUCUGCAGGAGGUUCAGAACGUUAACAUCCUCGUUAGUGAAGAAAAUGGAGACACCACAGCUACAUCCCCACAAAUAAUACACAUUCGAUAUGGAUCAAAUGGAGAGAUCUAUCUUCAAGUGGAUUACGCGAUAUUUGUAGUGAAUGAAAUAAUGAAUCGAAUUGGAACCUUUUUAUCGGGUGUUUGUUUCAUAUGUUCGGUUGUUUGCGUUUGCUGA